Molecule: messenger RNA, 782 nt
Organism: Nerophis lumbriciformis (worm pipefish)
Lineage: Eukaryota; Metazoa; Chordata; Actinopteri; Syngnathiformes; Syngnathidae
Gene: opa3
Product: outer mitochondrial membrane lipid metabolism regulator OPA3
Biological process (GO): regulation of lipid metabolic process
Cellular component (GO): mitochondrion
Source: RefSeq, a predicted model, not a curated record
AUCACGUGAUAUCUACAAGCCCCGCCCCCUCUUGAGGUGAGAGCACUUCCGCCAAGAUGGUCGUCGGCGCCUUCCCCAUCGCCAAGCUCCUCUACCUCGGAGUGAAGCAGAUGAGCAAGCCCAUAGCGAACCGGAUAAAAGCGGGAGCCCGGAGCAGCGACUUCUUCCGAAGCUACGUCUGUCUGCCGCCGGCACAGCUUUACCACUGGGUCGAGAUGAGAACAAAGAUGCGUAUCAUGGGCUUCCGGGGGUCCACCAUAAAGCCGCUGAACGAGGAGGCGGCGGCGGAGCUGGGGGCCGAGCUGCUGGGAGAGACGGUGGUCUUCCUGGUGGGCGGCGGGUGCAUGGUGCUGGAGUACAGCAGGCAGGCGGCCAACUCGCGCCGCAAGGAAGAGGAGCUCAGCGAGACCCUCAGUGGCCUCCAGACUCAAAUAGCAGAGCUGACCUUCACCACAGAGACGCUGAGCGCUCAGCUGCGAGAAGUCAACAGGCAACUGCUCUCCUUCCCCACGCCCACUAAAAAGUGAUCUGGACAUCUUCUCGCCACACUUAAAGCCCGAUGUGAUGGCGGCCACUCCACUCACGGAAUAUUCUGUUUUCUUUUGGAGGAAACAUGGCUGCGUUUUGUAUUGAAGUCACAUGUGGAGUGACCACGUAGAACUGCUGUGAUGUUCAUGGUGUGUUCAGGGUCUCCAUGUUGUUGAGGGUCUCCAUGUUGCAUGCUCAUUACAAGAUGGACUCUGUAACGCCUUCCAAAGUAAUAUAUUUGAUAACAGCGUUAA